GAAAAAAAAACGCGCAAAUAAUAAAAAAGUGAACAAAUUAAAAAUACCGACUCUAAGUCCCCUUAACUCUCUAAACAAAUAAAUCACGUGUUGUUUAGACGCAUCAUUAUCUUAUUGCCAUGACAAUGUUUUGUAAACGAGUUUAUCGAUGUAAACAAAUUUUAAGUAAUUCCGUACUAUGGACCAGUGGGAGUUAUUUUUAGAGUUCCAGUGUUUCAUUGAGUUCAGUCAUCAGGUAACUGCUGACCAGCCAGUUACAGUGCGGACGAAUAAUAACCAAGGAUGAACUUGAAAUAUUCCGUCUGCAUCGUGAUCAUCUUAUACAGCAAUGAAAACAUGGUCCAUUGUGAUAAGGUCUAUAGCAUCAAUGACCAAGUUUUAAGCUGUAGUGGCUGGCUCUCUACAAUUAUAUUUAAUUUCUGUAAUAAUACUUAUAAAAUAGUCAAGAGGGAUACAUCCUUAAUGAUAGAUAAAAUGGCCCCAAAAGACUUACAAAAGGAGACGAACAGGCGGCGACUAGUCGACGAACAACAUUGGCGGCGCGUGCGCAGACAAGUGGCCUCAGAAUGUUGUCUGAGGCCGUGCACGGUAGCGGACAUCAUCAUGUAUUGUCCAAACGAUGCGAAGCUCCUACAAGAGAACCCAGACAUAUUCGAUUAAAUUUAAACCCAUCGUUAGUCAAUUGUUUAGACGAGUAUUAUUAUUUAUAAAUAUUUUUAAGUGUAAAUAAAUUUUUGGUUAAUUG
Molecule: messenger RNA, 745 nt
Organism: Trichoplusia ni (cabbage looper)
Lineage: Eukaryota; Metazoa; Arthropoda; Insecta; Lepidoptera; Noctuidae
Exons: 3
Coding region: 283-660 (125 amino acids)
Cellular component (GO): extracellular region
Molecular function (GO): hormone activity
Source: RefSeq, a predicted model, not a curated record